UAACUCUAUCAAUUCGGCUGAGGUUCUUAAUUCCCCUUGGCCAUUAUCACCCAAAAAAAUCAUUACUUAAAUAGAUAAAUAUAUAAUAAUAAAAAAAAAAGAGUGAUAGAUAGAGAGAAACACCAUGACUAAAUUAUACACCAUUUUGUUUUUAACCUGUUUGGUAGUGAACAUACCUACUUUAUAUGGCAAUGUGUUAGAGGAUGAGGAGUUCUGGGAGAAGCAAGCUAAUUCAUUUGAUGAUUAUUGGAAGAAAAGAGAAGCAAGUGCUGAACAAGAGAACAAGAAAGCUUAUAUUGAUGACCCAUUUUCAUUCACCGGCAACGUGACUGAUAAUAUUACUGACCUGAUAGUUAGUGAUGAAAAAGAGGAAAAAAAGGGAAGGAAGUUGGCAGGAAAGUUAGCAAAUUCUGCAUGCGUGGCAACAAACCCGAUUGACAGAUGUUGGAGGUGUGACAAGGACUGGGAAAAGAAUCGAAAAAAGUUGGCAGAUUGUGUGCUAGGUUUUGGCAGAAACACUGUUGGGGGAAAGAAUGGUUCGUUUUACAAGGUAACCAGUAACUUGGAUAAUGACAUGGUGAAUCCUGUUCCUGGUACUCUUAGGUAUGCGGUUACAAGAACAGCACCAUUGUGGAUCUAUUUUUCUCGAAGCAUGACCAUUAGGCUGAACCAGGAGCUGAUUGUGGCAAGUAACAAGACCAUUGAUGGAAGAGGAGUUGAUGUCUACAUUGUGAAUGGGGCUGGUUUUACCCUCCAAUUCGUCAAGAAUGUGAUCAUUCAUGGAAUCAAAAUUUUUGACAUUCAGACUGGAAAUGGUGGACUUAUCAGAGAUUCUGAGACCCACUACGGCCACAGGACUCAGAGUGAUGGUGAUGGAAUUUCCAUCUUUGGCUCUAGCCAUGUCUGGAUUGACCAUGUUUCCAUGAGAAACUGCCAAGAUGGAAUGAUCGAUGCUAUUAUGGGUUCUACUGCUAUUACCAUCUCCAAUAGCCACUUCACAGAUCACAAUGAGGUGAUGCUGUUUGGUGCGAGUGACAGCCAUACUGUGGAUAAGGUAAUGCAGAUCACACUGUUAUUCAACCACUUUGGUAAGAGAUUAGUGCAAAGGAUGCCAAGAUGCAGGCAUGGUUUUUUUCAUGUGGUUAACAACGAUUACACUAAUUGGGAAAUGUAUGCCGUUGGUGGUAGCAAGCAUCCUACAAUUAUUAGUGAGGGAAACCGAUUUAGAGCCCCUGACGACCACAAUGCUAAAGAGAUAACAAAGAGGACCUUAACAACACAGGAAGAGUGGAAAAACUGGCAAUGGAGAUCAAUAAGGGAUGAGAUGGUGAAUGGAGCUUAUUUCAUAGAAAGUGGGCCCGUUCUAACCAACAGGCCCUUCGCAAAGAAUGACAUGGUGUCCUCCAAACCUGGCUCAUAUGUGGUAAGGCUCAGUCGCUAUGCUGGGGCCCUUAAAUGCGUUAAGGGCAAGCCUUGUUAAUUAGACCCCAUUCAAGUCCCAAAAGAGAGUGCAUGAGAACCAAAUCCAUCUUUCUGUGACAUGUGUGUACAGUGUAAUUAAGCUAUGGGGAAUCCUUUUGCAACGCAUGCAUGUAGAGAUAGGUAGGUAUUCUUGUAUAGGAUAACUAUAGUAUGACUUUCAUCCUUUGACUUUCAUCUUUUAUUUCAUGACGUAGUUUAAUAUGGAUCAUUGAUU
Vigna unguiculata (cowpea) is the source of this 1696-nucleotide messenger RNA. Its product is annotated as Pectate lyase family protein. Gene Ontology annotation, molecular function: pectate lyase activity. The record is from RefSeq and is a predicted model, not a curated record. Lineage: Eukaryota; Viridiplantae; Streptophyta; Magnoliopsida; Fabales; Fabaceae.